Molecule: messenger RNA, 1325 nt
Organism: Diatraea saccharalis (sugarcane borer)
Lineage: Eukaryota; Metazoa; Arthropoda; Insecta; Lepidoptera; Crambidae
Source: the annotation of a GenBank genome assembly
CAUCAGUGUCGAAACAAACCUCAGAAUUGAUACAACGACGUCUUUUGUCAGAAAUAAUGAAACCGAACUUAGUUUUGAUCAAACUGAUAAUGCGUUUGUCAAUUCUCAUGUUAUUAUUCGUGAUGUUAUUUAUAAUAUCAACUUUUUUGUACAGUAUUAGGUAUUGGCCAGAUGUUUAUAACUAUGUGAAUGCAAAUAUUACAAUAACAAGGAUACCAACUAUAUCGGAACUCAAUUUGACCGUCUUCGAGGUGAUUGAGUAUAACACUGAGAUGUAUUCUACAACGGAUGCAGAUUAUUAUACGAACGGAUACGAUACCAAUACCGUAGAAUAUACAUUUGGUUUUGAAGAUAUAGAAUAUCGAAAUUCGAAAGUUAGAAGAAGCGCUGAAUUAGAAGAUAUGGGUAGUGAUUACAAAGAUGUGCCAAAGAAGAGUGUUGUGGUUGAUUAUUUUUUUGACGAUGAAGAUGAAACGAGUACUAAAUUAAUUAAAGAUUUAGUCGAUGAAAGAAAAUUGACUACGAGAGACUUGAAAGACGUAGAAGUCAUGCCUGAGACGCAAUUUUUUUAUGGUUAUCCAAAAAUGACCGUAGAGAGCUGUAACGGGGAUAAGAUGGUGGUAUCGGAUGCUGUGUUCCCGUGGGUGGCAACCAUCUUUGUAAAGAACGAAUCCAAAGGAAAUCAGUUUGAUUACUUCUGUGAUGGCGCUUUAAUAUCAAACAAGUUAGUACUGACUGCUGCAAGAUGUACGUACAAUGGCAACGUUAGUUUCAGUCCUGAAAUUUUCAUUGUUAUAUUGGGAAAAACAUCUUUGCAGACCAAUAGUGGCGAAGAAAAGAUUCUAAGGGUGAAAGCUGUUAAACGCCAUGAAAAUUAUACAGUAACAGAAGGUAAAGCUACAAAUGAUCUAGCCGUGUUAGUUCUGGAAGAGACGGUGGGACUCGUCGAUGGUUUGGCGACAGCAUGUUUGAAAAGUGACGAAGAAACAACUGAAUCUGAAGAGAACAGUAAAGAAGCUAUAACUACUGCAUGGAGCUUUUCAGGGGACUUGACACUCAUAUAUUUCGAUAAAGAGAAAAGUAAAGCUUGUGGGCAGGAUAAUAAAGUGGAAAAUACGUUUUGUGCCACUUACCGCAAUGAUGUGGCCCUCUGUCCAAGUUACGGUGGAUUGUACGUGACAAUAUCAGCUGACAAUCAUCUUCAUUUACAAGGAUUGCGUAAUGGUAAUCCCCUUGAUAGAGGAAUCUGCUACGAUAGGAACGUUAAUUAUACAUCAUUGAAACACUACAGGAAAUGGAUACGUGAUGUUAUUGAAAGUAAUAAA